This is a messenger RNA of Phytophthora nicotianae INRA-310, 192 nucleotides long. RefSeq lists its product as hypothetical. The transcript has a single exon. The record is from RefSeq and is a predicted model, not a curated record. The coding region runs from base 1 to 192 and encodes 63 amino acids. Lineage: Eukaryota; Oomycota; Peronosporomycetes; Peronosporales; Peronosporaceae.
AUGAAGCUGCUGGUGUUCUCCCCAAGCGAUGACUGUGAAGAAACGGAUGUGCUGGAGUACGAACACGAUGCCAGCGAGUCAGAGAAUGAGGACAUGCUGAGCGCGACUGUUUCGGCAGAAGAUUUGGACGAUGACUACACAACAGACUCAGUAGAAGACAUGGACGUCGCACCUUCCUUCCGCCGACGAUAA